AAAUUUAUUUCGAAAAUGCAGGAAGAGUUAGAAUUAGUGAUGCGAUGUAUCGAAAUAAUAAGAAUUCGCGAAAUAUCCUGUGAAAGUUGCGGAGCUUUGAGAAGAAGUUUUUCUAGAAGAAAUCCUUACUAUAAAUCUAUUUAUCGUCCAAAAACAGGAGAUACAGGUCGAAAACGAGACAAAGAAUUACCCAACAUCGAAGAUUUACAGUCUCUUGUACUCGCGUCUCAUAAAAACACUGGUCGAAGAAAAAUUAGAGAAAUCCAAAACUGCCAAAAAAAGUUUCUACGGAAGACACUUCGUCAAUUUCUAUAUAAGAAGAAAUCAACCCCUUGGAUUAAAAGAUGGAGAAAUAGAAAAGUAAACCCUGCCCAACCACAAAUACAGCAGGUAGACGGUGGGUUCUUUGAAAGGUUCGGUUCGUUGUUGCGGGAAAGCGCAGAAAUCGCCAAAGAACAAGAGCAAAAAGAGCAAAUAGAAUGUGCCGAACAAGCUGCUAAAGUAAUUACAAAAAUCGAAGAGGAAACUGAAGAAGAUGAGGAGAAAAAGGUCAAGAGCGACGAGGAAAACGAAGAAGAAGAAAUUGCUCCGUCCGAUACUGAAGAUAAUAAAGCAGACUACAUUGCUGUCGGAUGGAAUAUCGACGAUCUUUAUUUAGAGAUUUUGUACGAAAUUCUUCACAAUGUGGGUUGUGACGUAAGCUACGAUAUCGGCCAGACAGCCUUAUUUUCAUAUAUUCAAGACGCGUUCAAAAUGUCCAACGAAAAACACGAGGAGCUGCUGGCCAAGGCCGAACAGAAGGAAGCUCCAGACAUUUUACUAAACGUAGAAAUAAUCGAAGCCAAAGAUAUCGCACCCAAAGACUCCAGCGGUUUUACCGAUCCUUUCGUCACAUUGUAUCUCACAUCAAAUUCCUCUCAUCGUUACAACACAUCAGUAAAGACUGAAACGCUAAAUCCUGUAUGGGAAGAGCACUUUGCAUUGCCGGUAACGGACAAGUCAAUAGAAGAUACGUUAUGCUUGGAAGUAUGGGAUUUCGACCCUGCCGAGUCUGUCAGAGAAAAAUUGGGUAAAAUGUUCCAAGUGAAGGGUAUAAAAGGGGUGAGAAAAUUCGUAAAAGAGGUGGCUGUUACAGCGACAACGGGCCAACAUACGAACGAACUUGUCGGAAUGGCAAGAAUACCUCUCAAAACAAUACCUGCCUCCGGAAUGACAAUGUGGUACAGUUUAGAUAAGAAAAACAAGUUAACGAGGCAAGGAGUGGUUAAAGUGCACUUAGCAUUUGGGUCGGAAAAGAAUCAACAGGUGGCAGCGCAAGAACACAGGCAUUUACUGCGAAUACUGUUACUCCACGAAUUAGAAUCAUCUCAAGUCAGUCCUUACUGGUGGUGCGGUAACUUUAGCGGUCAAGCAGAAGCAAUAAUCACACAGCAUAGUGUUCAAUCGGGUCUAACCGUGACUGACGUUGCUUUGUCUCAAUUCGCGGUUUAUUCGUCAAUUCACAGGGACCAUCCUCUCAAUUUUGCCUUAUUUUCAAAUCUCAUCGAUAAACUGAUCAAGCCCAUCCAAACGAUGACCGUUUCCGAAGAAGAGGCUAAACUGUUCUGGGAUUCGGUCAAAAGACUCUUACCUUCCUGUUUCGCCACGAUCCGCAAGAUCCGAAAGAAGUGUCCGAAUGAAAAAGCCACCCUAAAGAUGAUCAAGGAGGUGCUCAAAAUUUUGUCUCAACUUAUCACCAUCGAUCCACCCGAAAACUUUAACUUAUUUCCGGCCAAUUUGUAUGGAUGGCUGUCGUAUGCCGGAGAAGGACCCAACUGUGAUAUUAAUGCUACGUUAAGGGAUGCAAUUUCUCAGGGAGCAAGCGACUGGUUUAAUUAUAUCCUCGAAAAUAAUCAAACGUCCGACAAUAGCGAAGAAGGAAAAUUGCAGAAUAUGCUCAAGAUUAUUCAAUUGGUCAGGGUCGAUUUGCAAAGAGCUAUCGAGUAUUAUGAUCGGAUGUUUCAAGAAAUAAUGAAUUUCCAAUAUGCCAAGUGCCUUUACAUCUUGUAUCAAGUUAGGAUAGCAACAAUGGUAGAACCGGAAGUAGUGACCAUGUGCAAAUCCCUUAAAACAAUUAAUUACGAUUGGAACUGUUUUUCGGACUCGGAAGCAAACGAGCCCUUAGCGCUAGGGACAAAACUAUUCGAGUUGUACUUAGCCCUUCAACGUUUCGUUGUUCUGGGUCAGGGACUAUGUCCAGCUGAUUACGAAAGCUUCCAUAUAAGAAAUUUCUACGAUUGGUUCCACGGGGGCGUUACGCAGUGGCUUGACAUUGCCGUCUUUAAAGCCUUAAAACGAAUAGAAAAAGCCGUCGAAUUGGAUAAUCUCAAACCAGUGGAUAAUACAGUAAAAUUUAGUUCUUCCGCAUUAGACACGCUCACCAUUUUUCAUCAAAUUAAAAUUUUUUGGGAUCAACUUAAUUGGCCUGAUGUCGAAGGAUCCUACACGUUUAUCGCCAAAAUAAUUGACGAUAUUUGCCGAUGUUGCGUUUUUUACGCAGACAGAACGUCUCAAAGGGUGGAGGGCUUGGGCGAUAGAGUGGACGUGUACGAGAAGAGAUUCGAAGUGACCAGCGAGUGGUGCCUUGCGAUCAACAACAUAGAUUACGUACGUCAAUCUCUCAAACCCUUCACGGACAAAUUAGGCAUGGAGGAUGUUAUACAGCAACUAUCCGAACUGAAAAGUCCAUUGGACGCGCAAAGAUGCCAACACACCCUCAAUAACGUCAUAGAAAAUUCGAUAGAUACUGUUCGAAACAAAAUAAUUGAACUUUUAGAAACUGUCACCAAUAAGAUGUCGCCGGCUAUGAAGAGGCUGCUAGUCGAGGGUGCCGAACUGUUUAGUCAAGAUAGCAACAGUAUCGAUAAGGUGAUGAGAUAUUUGGAUAACAACCUUGCCACUUUACACGAACAUCUAAGUGAAGACAAUUUCAACAGGAUCCUAGAAAUUAUUUGGGAAAAUUUGGCGGAAAUUUUAUCUGAUUUGAUUCAAUCUAAUAUUGACAAAAGAAGACCUCCGUCGUUCUUCGCGAAUCUACGAAAUACCCUCCAGUUAAUGGUUAAAUGUUUCAAGCAAUCUGAGGGCGAUUCAGAAUGCGACCAACUUAAAAAAGUGGAAUACUUGUUGUUUAUAAACGGUCUUGAAACGUCGGAGUUGAUACAUCAGGUUCAUUUAGACAGAUGGAGAGAGCAGCAAAACAUUAAACAGGGUCCCUUUGGUGAAUUGACCGUGAGGGCGAAGUUUGAAGGAAAUGUUUUAUUUGUGGAAGUGAUGAAUGCCCGAAACCUUCAUCCAAUGGAUUCAAAUGGUUUGUGCGAUUCUUUUGUAAAAGUGUGCCUACUGCCUGAAGAAAAGUUUACCAACAUCCAAAAACCGAAAACGCAGACGCAAAACAAAACUCAGUUUCCACUAUACGACGAAACGUUUAAAAUAAAUCUUACAUCUGAGCAAAAGAAUAUAAAAGACGGACUUUUACUGUUCAGCAUAAGAGACAAAGACCUAUUUGGAAUGAACACUCAAUUUAUUGGAGAAGCCUUUCUCCACUUCAACGAAAUUGCCCAAUCUACUGAAUCCAUUGAAAGCCAUCCACAGUUACAAUUACCCAUACACAGGCCAACAAAUUUAAAUACAGAUCUGAUGAAAGCUUUAGAAAGCAGACAGGGUGAUAAACUAGCCAAAGAAUUUGUGAAAAAAUUCAAACAGAAAAUGGUUAAAGAAACAAACUAAUAUUUUUAAGACUGCCUUUUUUUUAAAAAAUUUUAUGCCGCUUAUAAGUAUUUUCUAGUUCUUUAAUGUAAACGCAUGGAGUAGUACUUUAAAAAAAUAAUUUUAAUAUUCUAGACUUUUUUUUAUUUGUCACAUUUUUAAUUUGUUUAUAUUCUAUAUAUCUACUAUUUUAUUUAUUCGAAAAUGUUUUAUCGUUCUAAGAACAGACGUUGUAUUAGUGUACGUAUGUAUUUUGUAUUUCGCA
Agrilus planipennis (emerald ash borer) is the source of this 4009-nucleotide messenger RNA. RefSeq names its product protein unc-13 homolog 4B (gene stac). The record is from RefSeq and is a predicted model, not a curated record. NCBI's taxonomy places the organism in Eukaryota, Metazoa, Arthropoda, Insecta, Coleoptera, Buprestidae. Bases 16 to 3765 code for a protein of 1249 amino acids. The transcript is spliced from 17 exons.